This is a messenger RNA of Histoplasma capsulatum G186AR, 2471 nucleotides long. RefSeq names its product protein kinase. The transcript is spliced from 4 exons. Gene Ontology annotation, molecular function: protein binding; phosphatidylinositol binding. Gene Ontology annotation, biological process: conjugation with cellular fusion. Lineage: Eukaryota; Fungi; Ascomycota; Eurotiomycetes; Onygenales; Ajellomycetaceae. The record is from RefSeq and is a predicted model, not a curated record. Bases 1 to 1890 code for a protein of 629 amino acids. Gene Ontology annotation, cellular component: mating projection tip.
AUGAAGGCCAUCCGGCGCUCACUCAAGGGCGAAAAAGAACCAAAGCCACAACAUAUCUCCAUUACCCCAAAGUCUGCAAUUGCCAUUCUCCCGCCAAAAAAGGUUAUCAAAGCCCUGUAUGACCACAGGCCCGAACCCGGGAAUACGCAGGAGCUGGCCUUCAGCAAGGGUGAUUUUUUCCAUGUCAUAAGCAGAGAGGACGACACCGACUGGUACGAGGCGUGCAACCCUCUGAUCCCAAGUGCGCGGGGUCUUGUUCCUGUCUCAUUUUUCGAGGUUAUUGGCAAAAACGAGCGUAACAGUGGUGGGUCUGCGGGGAGCCCCGAAGAAUACCAACAAGAAUUGCACGACUCUGGUUUUUCGGAUCGCAGUCCACAACACGUCCGGUCGGAUUCGACGAAUACCACCAAACAAGCCGCUCUCGCCAGGAUGUCCGCCAUUGGGAAGGGCUCUGGCGCCAUGGUGUACGGCAUUGUGCAGUAUGAUUUCACUGCGGAACGCCCGGACGAACUCGACGCAAAGGCCGGUGAAGCCAUUAUCGUGAUUGCUCAAUCUAAUCCGGAGUGGUUUGUUGCAAAACCUAUCGGUCGCCUGGGCGGCCCAGGGUUGAUCCCCGUUUCGUUCAUUGAGAUUAGGGAUAUGACAACAGGCAAGGCUGUGAUGGACCCACACGAGGCUGUUCAACGAGCUGGUGUCCCUCGAGUCGAGGAGUGGAAGAAGAUGACGGCGGAAUAUAAGAAUAGUUCCAUCACCCUAGGGAAAUUGGAGGGUGCAGCGCAGGGAGCCGCGGCGGCGUCAUCGGGAGACAUGAAUAGAACGACUAUGAACGGCAGUGACCCUUACCUACAACAGAGCCACAAUUCAGGGGCAUAUUCAACUAAUCAACAACAAUACCAGAACCAACCAUACCGACAAUCCGCCCAGCAGAGCCCACAACAGUCGCAGACAUUUUAUCCCGCGGCGCUGGCACCGGUUUCCGCAUGCAUCCCCCGAUACCAAUACGAUCACGACAAAUACUGGUAUAUUAUUAGGGCUAAAAUGGAGGAUGGCCGGUAUUGGGAGUUGUCGAGAUACUAUCACGAUUUCUACGACUUCCAGAUUGCACUCCUAAGAGAAUUUGAAGAGGAGGCUGGCAACCGGGGGAAGCCGCGGACUUUGCCAUUUAUGCCAGGCCCCGUCACCCAUGUCACGGAUGUGAUUUCCAGUGGCCGACGACAGAACCUGGAUGAAUAUAUCAAAAAGUUAUUGUCGAUGCCACCUCACAUCUCGCGCUGCCAACUUGUCCGCCAACUCUUCGCGCCGCGACCCGGGGAUAUCGAAAUAUUCCCGAAUUCCUCGGACGAGUACAGACUCUCCGGCGGCUCUCGGCGGUCAUCAGGCCAAGACCCUUCCCAGCCAGAAUCACCGCAUUCUUCAAGAGGCCAUAUGAACACUGGCGGCUAUCCGACCGGCUCGAUGGGCCCACCAAUGUCACAACGCCAACCGCAAGCGCAAUCGCACCUCCAACAAGGACGUGUUCCGUCACAAUCACAGUCGAACGGUAGCGGCAACGGCAGCGUUAGCCUCAGCCGCGCCGAGCUGCAGAAUCAGAUGAUGAACCGGCAACCCAGCGCGAUGACACAGACCUCCUCCUCCGCAAAUUCAAGCGCGGGUGCGAUCAAGAUCAAGGUCUUUUUCCAAGACGACCUGAUCGCCAUCCGCGUGCCGAGUGAUAUCAACUACGCGCAGCUGCGAGAGAAGCUGAAGGGCCGGCUGAAGCUGGGCGACGACAUAAUAUUGCAGUAUAAGGAUGAACCGAGCAAUGGGUUUGUGGAGCUGUUAAGUGAUAACGAUCUGGAUACGGCGCUGCAGCGCAAUGCGAAGCUUACGCUGUAUGUUGGGCUCGCAUAAGAGAUUGAGAGGGAGGGCUACGGGGAGGGGUUGGGGCGCGGAUGAGACUAAUAUGCUGGGAUAUUCGGGGAGAAUAAGUAAUUUAUAUAUAUGUAUGUGGUUCUGUCUCUCCCCUCCCCUCCUGUCGGUCCCUCCAUCCGGAUCACCACGGUGAUGGUUUCUAUGAUCACUUAUUUCUUCGUUUCAUUUAUCUUGUUUCGUCAACUUUUUUCCCUCAGUUUUUCUGACGGGCAACUGAGACAUUGUUGCUUGGAUCUAUUUUAAACGGCCCCCUUUCUUCGUCUUCUUCCCCUUAUUUUCCUUUUUUUUUUCCUUUUCUUUUAUAUAUGACCCUCCUUCCGAUCUAUAUCACCAGCCUUCUCUUUAUUUAUGUAUUUCUUUUGUUUGUUUUGCUUAUUUAACGUGCCCCAUUGCAAUACCAGGAUAUGUAUGAAUCGGCGGGAUGGAUUUGAUUGAAUGUAUGGCAAAAUCCCCUAUCCACCGACGUGCCCUUGCGGAAAGGACUGUGAUGAUAUAUGUAUGCCGUUCGAAGGGCGAAAAUCAAAUCUCCUAUAUAUACAUUCUACCUAUAUUUUACUUUG